Botrytis byssoidea is the source of this 774-nucleotide messenger RNA. RefSeq lists its product as uncharacterized. The coding region runs from base 1 to 774 and encodes 257 amino acids. NCBI's taxonomy places the organism in Eukaryota, Fungi, Ascomycota, Leotiomycetes, Helotiales, Sclerotiniaceae. The record is from RefSeq and is a predicted model, not a curated record. The transcript has 2 exons.
AUGGAAAUUAUCAAGCGGAGAAACGCGGAAUCGGAUACCAGAGUAUCGCCCUCCACUGAACCUCUGACAUCACACGAGUAUGUCCGAUCGCCUCGAUGUAAGAGCUCGCUCAAUGCUAUUUGUGAUGAUUUGCUUCAUGCACCAUCAUUAUAUAAACAAGGAAAUGAAUCGUGUACCAGCGGCAAUUCUGGCACUUCACUUCAAUCACCUGCACUCGAUCUGAGCCACGACAACUUGUCAGAUGAUACAGACGACGAUUAUUGCAUAGGUUCUCCAGUCGAGAUCGACUUCGAUCGGUUUCGACAAGGUCAUGUACGAUCACGAAGCCCUGAUCUGCCAGCUAUACAAGAGGAAGACGAAGAGGAGAUUUAUGACUUAGAUGAUGAACUCGAAGGCAUUAUAGCUGAGUACGAGUCCGAUACGGAUAAAGGAGAAGACAAUAUGCUUCGACCCGAUUACAACUUGGGGGGUAGACUUGAGUUGAUUUAUCAGAGCUGGACCCCUCUAGCACCUUCCAUUACUCGAUGGUCAGAUGAAGACCUGUCUGGGCAUCAAGAGGAACUUUCGGCCUCUGAUUUAGUCAGACGCUUAGUUAAAGUAAACAUGCAACGAGAGAUAAAAAUGAGGAGAUCGAAAGGACUUUUGAAAAGACUUCAUCACAGAGAAGGAAAACGGAGCCUCAAAGAUUAUAUUUCGAAAGCCUUGGGAAAAGUUCCCAGCAGCACAAAGAUGAAGAUGAGCAGUUUGGGCGCAGAAAAUCAAACAGAGAACUAA